UGUCGACACUACACAUCUAGGCAGUUCAUUUCCUUGUUGGGUACACUACUAAGAAAGAUGUUUUGCUAAAGGGAAGUCUGCUCAAAGCAACACUGUAUAAUUCCUCGGUAGUUGCUUUAAGUGCAUAGCAUUAUCUGUCUGGAAACAUACUGUACUUUUGUUUACAAAAGAAAAAAAGAAAGAAAGAUUGCAAUGCUCUUAUUCAGAAUUGGCCUGUUCAUGCAUUCCAGAUAUGAAAUUCUUUUCCCAGCACUCUUAUUACAGGUUGUUGGUUUACUUCCUGAUCAUUCCAGAUGAUUCCUGACGCAUUUGAUACACGAUUCUCUUGUUGGAUGCAUAAUGUCUUGUUGCCAGAUUUGAUAGGCGCAAUCUUGUGAAGCAUCAGAGGACAGUUUGCAUCAAUAAAGUUGUUUCACAAUGGCCUAUGAUGGAGAUGAGGAACAGAGCCAAGAUUAUCUUUUCAAGAUUGUUCUACUUGGUGACUCUUCUGUCGGCAAAUCAAAUUUGCUGGCAAGAUUCGCAAGAAACGAGUUCUAUCCAAACUCUAAAUCUACUAUUGGAGUGGAGUUCCAGACACAGAAGUUGGUAAUUGAUGGCAAGGAAAUUAAAGCUCAGAUAUGGGAUACUGCUGGACAAGAGCGCUUCAGAGCAGUCACAUCUGCCUACUACAGAGGAGCUGUUGGAGCUCUACUGGUUUAUGAUAUUAGCAGGCGUCAGACUUUUGAUAGUGUUGGUCGAUGGCUGAAUGAACUGCACACUCAUUCUGAUAUGAAUGUCGUCACAAUUCUUGUCGGCAACAAGACUGAUCUCAAGCAUGCACGUGAGGUGAGCACUGCGGAAGGCAAAGCUCUGGCCGAGGCCCAGGGCCUCUUCUUCAUGGAGACCUCAGCCUUGGACUCAUCAAAUGUCACAGAAGCUUUUCAAACUGUAGUCAAGGAGAUAUACAGUAUAUUAAGCAGGAAGGUAUUCCAAUCUCAAGAGCAGAAGAGAAGCGAGCAGUCAUUGAGCAAUGGGAAACCUGUGAUGCUGCAGAGCGACUCCAACGGACCAACCAGCGGUGGAAGGUGGUGUUGUUCUUCAUAGAGCCUGACCUGACGACAGAGCCCCUGUGGAAUGCCAUAGGAUUGGGAGACACAUCUGUCCAUGUACUGCUGCAUUAGUGGAAAAAAAAAAAACAGAGUGGUUGCCCCACCUUCUCUAGAGGUAAGCUGGCUGAGGUUGGUUGUAUGAAAAAGGCGUGUGUGCUUUCCAUCAGAGGAAAAAUCUCAAUGUAUAGUUCGAUUGAUCCCCUUUCUGAGGUAUUGGGUAUACGUGAUUUUGUAAAGGAAAAGUGUGACCAACUGACUGUUGUGUCAUUCUCUACAUCAUUCUAGCCUUAGAUAUCUGCA
Oryza brachyantha (malo sina) is the source of this 1388-nucleotide messenger RNA. RefSeq names its product ras-related protein RABA5a. Bases 418 to 1083 code for a protein of 221 amino acids. Lineage: Eukaryota; Viridiplantae; Streptophyta; Magnoliopsida; Poales; Poaceae. The transcript has 4 exons. The record is from RefSeq and is a predicted model, not a curated record. Gene Ontology annotation, cellular component: endosome. Gene Ontology annotation, molecular function: GTP binding; GTPase activity.